Salpingoeca rosetta is the source of this 716-nucleotide messenger RNA. RefSeq lists its product as uncharacterized. The record is from RefSeq and is a predicted model, not a curated record. Lineage: Eukaryota; Choanoflagellata; Craspedida; Salpingoecidae. The annotation marks the transcript as partial. The transcript is spliced from 9 exons.
AUGAUGGGCGGUGCACGCAUGAUGGAUUGGGAGGAGCAGCUGUGGACACACACCUCCAUGGUCAUGGUGGGCACAUCCAACCACAGCGACGCAGCUAUGCGCAGCUCCACUGUCACCGCCAUCACCGCCAUCAUCAUCGCCAUCGACCGCACAGCCGCCAUCACACUCCGGCCGACACCAGCCCCAAUCUGGCGUGAGGCAGACAUUGCACAUGUCAGUCGUUCUCAUGAAGAGGUGAGCAAUGUCGUUGAAGAGGCGUAUGAAGCGGUGGAACCAACGACGAUGACGAUGACGAGUGAUGAAGGGUCAUGCAUCCCGCUUCCAUCCAACCAACCGACCAAGCAGCCAAGCGAGCGAGCAAAGGACACGGCGUGGCAAGGGGCCCAACACCAGCAACAGCUGAUGUGUGGCUGCAUUGUGGAUGAACGGGCCAUCUGUCUAUCGUCGAUCUCCACCUCCCUCGUCGUCGUCACUGGUCCCCAACAGCAGCGGCUGCGGCCAUGGAUCAUGUAUGGUGUGAUGUGCGUCGAUGUGCUGUUGCCUCGCAUGACGACGAUGAUGACGGUGGUGAGUGCACGGUGGCCGUUCUCUUCCCAAGCCCUCAUGACACGAGCAGGGCGAUACACGCACACACAAAUGUGCGAGAAAAGAAGGCACCAGCCUUCCCCAUGUGAUGUGGCGCUGUUGAGGCGUGCUCGAGACAGCGGCCAACACAG